CAGACCUGAGCCCAACUUCGAUACCUGAGGUAAAAUGAAAUAAAUAAUUUUAAAAAGCGGCUCCCCUCCCCCGCUCCCCGCGCGCGCAUGAGCAACAACGGCUAAGAAGACGAUCAGGGCGGCGGCAUUUUAUUUCUUUAUUGAACUUCUACUCCGCCCAAUAGCUGAAGCUCUCUGGGCACGUUAUGGGUUGUGCUUCGCUUUCUCCACCCUCUCCGUCAACGGCUGCUGUGUGAACGGGGGAACAAGAAAGAGGAAGAAGGCAGAGACUGUGGGCUGACUGGAAUGUCCGUCUAUCGCAGGAAGGCGGGCCUGGGCCCGCUGGAGCGCUUGGCUAGCUUCACCCCUCCCCUCGUGGUUGCCCCGGCUAUAUAGAGCAAGGAGGCUGCGCUCGGCAUCCGCUCCGACUUUGGGACAGUCUGUGAGGCACGAGGGUGUUCGUAACCUGAAAGGCAUUGUGUUUAUCGUAUUCUAUAUUUACAGUUUCUCCUUGUGAAGCACAUAUUUCAGUAUGGCUGCCUAAGCUCCUUCAAAGGGACUAGAGUCUGAAGUCUGGGAGAUAGUUUUGUGCAUAAAUACUCAAAUUAUUUUUUUACUAUUGGCUAGGGGAGCUUCUACUACUUAGUAACAUGACUUGCUAUUAUAUUUUAGUUAAUCAGUACAAAAGAUUGGAGUUUUCCUGUACAAAGCAACAUAGUCAUGUUAAAUGCUAUGACAAUCGAAUAAUAAUAAAACAACCUGGGUAAAUUCUACUAUAAUACACUAUAAGGGGGAAACAAGGAUCCAGGGCUGUUCAAAGCUUGUUGGUGGCCAUAUCAAGUUCAUAAUGGUUGGCAGAGAUAAUCACCCUUGCGUAAAUAGUUCCAUAGCUUUUCCUUGAUAUAUUCAAGGAAAGUCUUUGAAUAUCUUCAUGAUGAGAAUUACGGAAAAGAUGCACUUUUUGUUGGGGAGCAAAGGUUUGGUAUAUCAUAGGGAGAAAUGUCAGAACAUAGAUACUUAAUUUAAAUGGACUUUUCCUUAGUAUAUCAGUCUUGCACUUCUGCGUCCUGCUGUUUCAGUCCUGAUGUUCAAAUUAACAGGAUUUAGAAACCAAUGAUGCAGUCCGAUCCUGAGCUGUUUUACUUGGGUAUCCUCUGAUUUUAGAGGGACUUGUGCCCAAGUAUGUGUGUUUAGGAUUGAAACCUUAGUUUCUUCAUGACACUUCCUUUAUUUUAAGGCUGCACCCGCUCCCUUUUAAAAUAAUGGUGAUGCUAUUGCCGAUCAAGAAAAAGGAACCAACAGUGUUUUGAGGAAGAGUGGAUUGUGAAAAGGGUGACAAAUUGUUCAGUCAAAAGGAUAGAAAGUACAGGAUGAAUGAGAUAUUUAAAAUUGGGUGCUUUUUUAAAAAAAAGAAAAAAAAAUCCAUGUAAUGUUUCACUUUCAGGUUUUUUCUUUAUUAUGGCCUGAAAGUUAAUCAGACUUGCACAAAACUAUCUCCCAGGCUUCAGACUCGUCCCUUACUCCUCUCCCAUUUCAUCAUCAUGAACAUUUUGAGGUCACUCCCGUCCCAGCUGAAGAACAAUGGUGAUGUCACUGAACUGAAGUAUGACCUGUCGUGCGAACUCUAUAGGAUGUCCACCUUUUCGAAUUUCCCACUGAAUGUACCGGUGUCUGAAAGGAGUCUUGCCCGUGCUGGUUUCUACUACACCGGUCUGAAAGAUAAAGUGAAGUGUUACAGUUGUGGCUUAAUGUUGGAUAACUGGAAAAAAGGUGAUAAUGCUCUGGAUAAGCAUAGGCAACUCUGUCCUAGUUGCAGCUUUGUUCAGAGUCUGUCUUCAAUGAACAAUAUUGGCUCAUCAUUCCAUUCUGCCUUUUCACCUGCAAUUGCCUUUGGUGGCCUCUCCUCUUCACAUUCCCCAAUACAAGCACCACGUUUGGCUCAAGUUGGCUAUUUCAGUGGAAGUUUUUCCAGUUUUCCUCAGGAUCCAGUCACAUCCGGGCCAGUGGAAGAGCUGUCACAUCUGAGACCUAAAGCUACCAAUUGUACAAUGAACACAGAGGAAGUCAGACUGCACACUUUCAAGAACUGGCCCUUGCCAUUUCUGUCACCCUCCUCUUUGGCAAAAGCUGGGUUUUAUUAUGUAGGGCCUGCAGACAAAGUGGCUUGUUUUGCCUGUGGUGGGCAACUGUGUAACUGGGAGCCGAAGGAUAGCGCUAUGUCAGAACAUCGCAGGCACUUUCCGAGCUGUCCUUUCGUGGAACAAACUCGAGAUCAGUGCAGAUUCACGGUCUCUAAUCUGAGCAUGCAAACUCAUGUGGCACGUGUCGGCUCUUUCAAAAAUUGGCCGAGUAUCGUUCCAGUUCAGCCACAGCAGCUGGCAGAUGCUGGCUUCUAUUACGUGGGUCGCAAUGAUGAUGUCAAAUGUUUCUGCUGUGAUGGUGGACUAAGGUGUUGGGAGUCUGGGGAUGAUCCAUGGGUGGAACAUGCUAAAUGGUUUCCAAGGUGUGAGUACCUGAUUCGUAUAAAAGGCCAAGAGUUUAUCCGUGAAGUUCAAGCAAGAUAUCCCCACCUUCUUGAACAGCUUUUAUCCACUUCAGAUACACCCGUUGAUGAAAAUGUUGGCCCACCAAUUAUUCAUUUUGAACCUGGUGAAAAUGCUUCAGAAGAUGCAAUCAUAAUGAAAACCCCCGUGGUCGAAGCUGUCUUGGAGAUGGGAUUCAGCAGAAGACUAGUCAAGCAGACUGUUCAGAGUAAAAUCUUAACAACUGGAGAGAAUUACAAAAACGUAAAUGAUCUUGUGUCUGACCUCGUUAUUGCAGAGGAUGAAAAGAAGGAAGAAGAGAAGGAGAUGCAGUCAGAGGAAUUAACAUCAGAUCUGUCCUUAAUCAGAAAGAAUCGAAUGGCAUUGUUUCAGCGCUUGACAUGUGUGCUUCCUAUCCUGGAAAGUUUAUUAACUUGCAAAGUAAUAACUGAGCCUGAACACCACGUUAUUAAACAAAAAACCCAGACAUCCCUGCAAGCAAGAGAAUUGAUUGAUACCAUCUUGGUGAAAGGAAACACAGCUGCAAGCAUAUUCAGAAACUGUUUACAAGAAUGUGAUCCUGUUUUAUAUAAAGACUUGUUUGUGGAGAAGCAUAUGACGUAUAUCCCAGGAGAAGAUGUUUCAGGCCUGCCUAUGGAAGAACAGCUGAGACGAUUACAGGAGGAGAGAACGUGUAAAGUUUGCAUGGACAAAGAAGUGUCCAUUGUCUUCAUUCCCUGUGGCCAUUUAGUGGUGUGCAAGGAAUGUGCCCCUUCCCUUAGGAAAUGCCCUAUAUGCAGGGGGACGAUCAAGGGCACCGUGCGGACAUUUCUUUCAUGAAGGAGAGAAAACCUAUAAUUUGUUCAACAAUGUGUUCUGCUUUGUUUUACGGUUUGAUACGCAUUAAGGGCUGGCUCAAGACACCUUACUGAUUAAAGCGGCUGCAGAAUGCAGUCCAAGCAGACCAGAAUCUUUAUGCCAGAGCAAGAAUUCCUAGGGCACAUCUUUCGGGUCAGUUAUCAUGCCUCAAGUGAUGGCUCAGGUGUCUUGUCCAGACAGGCCGACCCUGUUAGAACUAGCUCCAUAGUGCCUUGGAAAUAAGUGUUCCCACUUUUUAGAUGGGGAGUGAUCAACCUUACUUAGUUUGUUACAGUUGGUGACUUGCAAAAGUAGCUAUCAGUGAUUCAUUAACCAUAUGGAAAGUUUUAUGGGGAGACUAACUUCCAGUAUACCUCUCUCUUAAUCAAAAGUAUCUUUCAUAUAGAAAGUCUUAUUAUAACUAAAAAGUUGAUAUAGCUGAAGCAUCUAUGCAGGAACUCUUUUGGGCUUCCGCACAUAUUGGUUGAUAACCGCAAAUUAGGUAGCCACAAGAGUUUCACAUUAUUUUUUGUUAGCAUGUUUUUGUACAAUAUAUAAUAAAAAUGUGGAAGUAAUAUGCUAAAAA
This is a messenger RNA of Elgaria multicarinata webbii, 3945 nucleotides long. RefSeq names its product putative inhibitor of apoptosis. Gene Ontology annotation, molecular function: ubiquitin protein ligase activity; cysteine-type endopeptidase inhibitor activity involved in apoptotic process. Gene Ontology annotation, cellular component: cytoplasm; nucleus. NCBI's taxonomy places the organism in Eukaryota, Metazoa, Chordata, Lepidosauria, Squamata, Anguidae. Bases 1521 to 3341 code for a protein of 606 amino acids. The transcript is spliced from 9 exons. Gene Ontology annotation, biological process: regulation of cell cycle; negative regulation of apoptotic process; negative regulation of necroptotic process. The record is from RefSeq and is a predicted model, not a curated record.